CAUAGUUAGCUUUUCAUCAGAUGUCAGCUCGGACACAACUCAGCGCCGACGUAAGAGAAACAUUUUGAUCGUAAAAUUAUAAAAAUCGAGUUUCGGAAAGUAUCAGUACAUAUCGAACUCAGUGCGACAUUAACUUCGGUAUCGAAAUCAAACCUACCAUCAUGGGCUUUGAUGUAAACUGCAUUGUGGGCCACGUUGACGAGGAGCUAAUCUGUCCCAUUUGCACAGAUGUCCUGGAGGAGCCGGUCCAAUCCGCGGAAUGCGAACACGCCUUCUGUCGCGCCUGCAUCGAUAAGUGGAUGCUCCAGAAGCAGAUUUGCCCGGUGGACCGCUCCGUCCUACUGUCCUCACACCUGGUGCCCGUUUCGCGCCUCAUGCGCAACAUGCUCGCCAGGCUGAAGAUCAAGUGCACCUUCUCGCAAAGCGGAUGUGCCCAAAUGCUGUCCCUCGAGGAGUUCCGGACCCAUGUGGCCGCCUGCGAGCAUAACCCCAAGGUGGUUGUCGAGUGCAGCAAGGGAUGCGGAAUGAAGGUUCCCAAGGACGAGAUGUCGCGCCACAACUGUGUGUUCGAGCUGCGCGAGCGGGUGGAGCAACUGGUGAAGGAGGUUUCCGAUCUGAAGCAGAAGCAAGAGGACCUGGAGGUGGAGAACUCCAGUCAGCGCCGGGAGCUGGAGCUGUUCCAGUACUAUAUUGCAGCGCUGCGAUCAACCAAUCCCGUGAUGCGCAACAUUGGCGACCAGCUGGACCGCUAUUCGCUGAUGCAGUGGGGCAAUGGUCUGCGACUGGCCACUGUCCACACGUGGGGCAGUCUAAUCUCCACGCCGGACACGCCCAUGCACCACAUGGUGCGCGACGUCCUGCGCGCCAGCGGCUGUCCGAUGCACAUGCUCAAUAUGAUGGUGGACCGCUGCCACGAGGAUCGCUGGCCCGAGGGUCUGAUGACCCUGGACGAUCGCCGCGAGAACCAGCAUCGCAUGAGCGAGUAUGUCACCCGUUUGGUGCCCGGUUUGGUCACCGGGAAACCGUGUGUGGUUGUGCUGGCCGGCGACAACAGCCACAUGCCGGAGAAUCUGCGCCCCAGCCUCGGACUGGUCAUGAUCUUCGUCGACGGUGUGGAUGAGAUGCUACCGGAACAGCUGCCGGACAUUGAUUUUGUCUAAACCAUCACUUGUAUCUCCCACAUCUAAAUUCAUUUUGGUAACACAAUAACACACAAGCGACACUGGAUGCUCGUUUCCCCACGUCCUUUCUUUUGGAAUGGUGGUCAUGUUGCUCCAAAUGUCUUAAAUUACACGAUCAACACGAGUUAAUCGUACGUCAAGCGGCAAUCAAAUGCAACAGUCGUCAGCAUGGAAAUAUAAAAGCGAAGAAAAACUA
Molecule: messenger RNA, 1377 nt
Organism: Drosophila yakuba
Lineage: Eukaryota; Metazoa; Arthropoda; Insecta; Diptera; Drosophilidae
Product: E3 ubiquitin-protein ligase NRDP1
Exons: 3
Coding region: 162-1160 (332 amino acids)
Biological process (GO): protein polyubiquitination; ubiquitin-dependent protein catabolic process
Molecular function (GO): ubiquitin protein ligase activity
Source: RefSeq, a predicted model, not a curated record